Molecule: messenger RNA, 147 nt
Organism: Entrophospora sp. SA101
Lineage: Eukaryota; Fungi; Glomeromycota; Glomeromycetes; Entrophosporales; Entrophosporaceae
Source: the annotation of a GenBank genome assembly
AUGCUCAGUGACAGUUUUACCAGGUUCCCAUAUUGCUGGAGUGUAGCUUACUUCAGUAAACGUGAUGGGAUAGGUGCCCGUACAUUGAAAGACGAUCAAGAUGUAAAAAAUAUUGAUUUUGUUCAUGCUGGCCAUGUAUUACAAUAG